UUCACCAUCCAAAGCAUCCGGCCAGGCCGUCCCCGCCGUGCCCGCCCUCGUAUAUACGCAGCUGAGGUGAACCCAGCGCCGCUGAGCUCCCCGCCCGCGCGCGCAUUGCACGGACUGAUCUAUCUUCCACCGCCCCCGGCCGGCCGCCCGACCACACCGACUUGGCAGAAGCAGCAAUCCUGCCGGGCCGGGGAUCAAUCUCUGGUGUAUCUUUGGGGUUGGGACGGAAGGCGACCCGGCCAAGAGGUCGAGGAGCCACCGUGCCGGAGCGAGCUGCCACCGGCCGCGUGAGGCGUCGUCGAUCGACCAGGCAUUUCGAUAUUCUUGAGCUUAGCUGCGCGUGCAUGGAGAGAUUGCCGUCGCUGCUGCCGAUCGACUCCAGCAGCUGGAUCGCUCCUGCGAUUAACCUAGUCUGACUUGGCCGCCCGGGGAUAACUUGCUGUUCGCUCUACUGUUCUUGAGUUUAGCUGCGACAGGUUCUUCAUCUUGUUCCAAGUGCAGAGUAGCUAGCUAGCUAGCUAGUGGAAUUCAUCCAAGAUGGUGCUGGCGCACACGUCCAAGGUGGUGCUGGGAUGCGUGGCGUUCGGCAUCUUCUGGGUGCUGGCGGUGUUCCCCAGCGUGCCCUUCAUGCCGGUGGGCCGCACCGCCGGCUCGCUGCUGGGCGCCAUGCUCAUGGUGCUCUUCCGCGUGAUCUCCCCGGAGGACGCGUACGCGGCCAUCGACCUCCCCAUCAUCGGCCUCCUCUUCGGCACCAUGGUGGUGUCCAUCUUCCUGGAGCGCGCCGACAUGUUCAAGUACCUCGGCAACCUGCUCCAGUGGAAGAGCCGCGGCCCCAAGGACCUUCUCUUCCGCGUCUGCAUCGUCUCCGCCAUCGCCUCCGCGCUCUUCACCAACGACACCUGCUGCGUCGUCCUCACCGAGUUCAUCCUCAAGGUCGCGCGCCAGAACAACCUCCCGCCCCAGCCGUUUCUCCUCGCCCUCGCCACCAGCUCCAACAUCGGCUCCGCCGCCACGCCCAUCGGCAACCCGCAGAACCUCGUCAUCGCCGUCGAGAGCGGCAUCUCCUUCGGCCAGUUCCUCCUCGGCGUCUUCCCGGCCAUGAUCGUCGGCGUGCUCACCAACGCCGCCAUCCUCCUCUGCUACUUCUGGCGGUACCUCGCCGUCGAGCCGGCCGACCAGGAGCGCGGCGGCGUCGUCUCCACGGGGCCCGAGCUCGUCGGCGACGACGAGGUCACCUCGCACCGCUUCACGCCCGCCAGGAUGUCGCACGUCUCCUCGCUCAACCCGGACGACUUCGACUGCGUCAGCGAGCCCAUCAUCCGGAGCGCCAGCGUCAACGGCGACCUGCGCAGCAGGAGCGUCAACUCCAACUCCAACGCCGCCGCCGACGCCGACAUGCAGUUCUCCAUCAGGUCCCUCCGCUCCUCCAGCAUGUCGCACGAGAUGGUGGAGGUCUCCACCGUCCCCGUCCUCGACGGCGCCUCCUCCAGGAAGUUCACCAGGACCGCCAGCCAGCAGAGGAGCGUCAUCAUCGAGGACGCGCCGCCGUCGUCGCCCACGGACGACGAGGCCGCCGCCAACGGCGACAAGGACAAGGGGGAGCUUCCCGAGGUGGUGGAGAAGAGGUGGAAGGUGCUGGUGUGGAAGACGGCCGUGUACCUCAUCACCCUCGGCAUGCUCAUCGCCCUCCUCAUGGGCCUCAACAUGUCCUGGACCGCCAUCACCGCCGCUCUCGUCCUCCUCGCGCUCGAUUUCACCGACGCACAGGCCUGCCUCGAGAAGGUGUCCUACUCGCUGCUCAUCUUCUUCUGCGGGAUGUUCAUCACCGUGGACGGGUUCAACAAGACCGGCAUACCCAACACCAUGUGGGAGCUGGUGGAGCCCUACUCGCGGAUCGACAGCGCCAGAGGCGUCGCGCUCCUCGGCCUCGUCAUCCUCAUCCUCUCAAACGUCGCAUCAAAUGUUCCCACAGUUCUGCUGCUGGGGACGAGGGUGGCCGCGUCGGCCGCGGCGAUCUCGCCGGCGUCGGAGAGGAAGGCAUGGCUGAUACUGGCGUACGUGAGCACGGUGGCCGGGAACCUGACGCUGCUGGGGUCGGCGGCGAACCUGAUCGUGUGCGAGCAGGCGAGGCGCGCGCAGUUCUUCGGCUACAACCUGUCCUUCUGGAGCCACCUCCGGUUCGGGGUGCCGUCCACCAUCGUCGUCACCGCCAUCGGCCUCCUCAUCGUCAGCAGCUACUGAAUUCAACCAAGCAAGAAACUAAAAGAUGACACUAGUGCCUGCCUUGCAAGGACCAUAGCGAAACCCUUUUCUUCUUCAAUAAUGGAGAUUAUUACUCAUGUAAAAUCGAUAGGCUUGUCUUGUAACCCGUUUGUGUCUUGUGUAUCUCAGAAAAAUCAGUGUUGUCAUCUUCUCUUGUCGCUAAAGCAGACGGCCGGUAAGGUACGGGUGGCAGACCAAGUAGCCUGCGUUUUCAGAUUUCUCAACUUGGAGUUGCAGAUACGGUAGGUUCUCGUUGAACUAAGAAAUUACUCCUAUAUUGUAAUCUGAUUACAGUUUUGGUGUUUCAGAAUGAUGAAUCAACGUGGUCUGUAAUCGUGCCAUACUUGCAUAGUUUACUUUUA
Messenger RNA from Triticum urartu, 2624 nucleotides. RefSeq names its product silicon efflux transporter LSI2. Gene Ontology annotation, cellular component: membrane. NCBI's taxonomy places the organism in Eukaryota, Viridiplantae, Streptophyta, Magnoliopsida, Poales, Poaceae. Gene Ontology annotation, biological process: transmembrane transport. The record is from RefSeq and is a predicted model, not a curated record.